This is a messenger RNA of Solea senegalensis (Senegalese sole), 626 nucleotides long. Its product is annotated as extracellular calcium-sensing receptor-like. The record is from RefSeq and is a predicted model, not a curated record. Gene Ontology annotation, molecular function: G protein-coupled receptor activity. The coding region runs from base 3 to 626 and encodes 207 amino acids. Gene Ontology annotation, cellular component: membrane. NCBI's taxonomy places the organism in Eukaryota, Metazoa, Chordata, Actinopteri, Pleuronectiformes, Soleidae. The transcript has 4 exons. Gene Ontology annotation, biological process: G protein-coupled receptor signaling pathway.
UUAUGACUUCACUUACUUUAUUUUCUUUGCUUUACUUUGCUGUCAGUGUCCUCACGUUAACGGAUGGCUUACUUUCCAGCAUCACCACUGCAGCUCCACCAGCAGCCUCAAAGUGCACUCUUCUAAACAGCUUCCAACCAGGCUUUGUGGUCCAGGGUGACUAUGUCAUUGGUGGGAUUUUCCCCCUGCAUUUUAAUCUGAAAAUGCCAGACCUUAACGGCACCUACAGACCACCACCGAUAAAUUGCAAUGGCCACAGAAUUGAUCCAAGGGCUUUCCGGUGGGCUCAGACUAUGAGACUGGCAGUGGAGGAGAUAAACCAGAAUCCAGUGCUGUUGCCGAAUCACACACUUGGCUACAAAAUCUUUGAUUCAUGUGGAUAUCCACUGACAGGACAGAGGGCUGUUUUAUCGAUGCUGAAUGGAGUGAGUGAGGAAAACUCUUCUAUGUGCACAAAUGUCUCAUCACUCCUCGCUGUGAUUGGGGCUUCUGGAUCUGCUCGGUCUAUUGUUGUGUCGAGAAUCCUGCAGCUAUUCAAGAUCCCCAUGAUCAGCUACGCUUCUUCAUGUGCAUACUACAGUGGCAGGGUCUGUGAUGCAGCUCGUGGUCAGCUGUGCAGUCCCUAA